Molecule: messenger RNA, 409 nt
Organism: Symbiodinium pilosum
Lineage: Eukaryota; Dinophyceae; Suessiales; Symbiodiniaceae
Source: the annotation of a GenBank genome assembly
AUGCGAGCCUGGUCUGAGGGCACCGGAGACCCCUGCGCCACUUUGCCUCCGCAAGCGGAGUGGUGGCUGCCGCUGCUGCUGGCCGCGGUGGUCUUCGUGCUCCUGGGCGCUGCCGCGUUCGAGGUCGUCUGGGCUCCGCUGGCGGUGGUGGAUGCGCACACCGUCGAAGGCGAAGGACUUCUGAUGACUGUGCAAGGCCCGAUCUGCUACUUGCCCAAGCUCCUGCAGCGCCACAUCCACCGCAACGUGGCUUUCCGUUUCUUUGGCACCGGCCUCUCCUGGCUGGACGGCAGCGAACGAGAUUUCGGAAGCAUAAAGGCUUUGCGUCGCUGCAAGCUGCAGUUGCCACCGACGCCCGAACAGCCAGCCUACGUCUGCGCAACCAGCAAGGGCUUUCUGCGCGUCAGCA